This is a messenger RNA of Cryptococcus deneoformans JEC21, 1767 nucleotides long. RefSeq lists its product as hypothetical. The coding region runs from base 19 to 1554 and encodes 511 amino acids. Lineage: Eukaryota; Fungi; Basidiomycota; Tremellomycetes; Tremellales; Cryptococcaceae. The record is from RefSeq and is a predicted model, not a curated record. Gene Ontology annotation, molecular function: 2 iron, 2 sulfur cluster binding. The transcript has 12 exons.
ACUGCAGAUAGAUCAGAGAUGCCUAUUUCAAAGCAAUUCGUCAGAAUCGCCCCUCUCAAGGCCACUUUUACACAUACACGCUUUCAUCUUGCUCUUCGAACAGUCGACCACCCUGUCGUAUACCAUCGCCUACUGCUUUUCAGAAUCAACAAGCCAGGUGCAGAGAGCAGCGGAUCUGUCAUAGGACAAGUCUCAACAGGUCUUUCAUCAUGGAGAGCCCCCGAGCUGUACUGUAUGGAAGAGACCUGCCCGCAUCUCGGUGCGCCAUUGAGCCACGCGGAGAUCGAGGACAUCGAGGACACACGAGCGAUUGUUUGUCCAUGGCAUCAGUAUGAUUUUGACUUGAAGGAUGGUUCAAGCUCGACUGGUCUUCAAGCUUGCACAUAUGAAGUGAAGGUGCAAGGUAUAGAAGAUGAGGCCGAGGUAUGGGUUGAAGCACCGCACACUGAGAGUUUUGGAACAGAUGCCGACCGCCAAUGGGAACUUGUUGAAAUGAGAGGUGUCAGCGAAGAGUUCCUGGACCCUCCUAUUCCCUCUCUUGCCUCUCUCUCCGUGUCAGGACAUUGUUCUCCAUCUUCAUUACCUCCACAUCUCUCUCACAGUGCUCCAACUCUGCCAGAUCCUUUACCGACGUCUCUCCUAGCAUUCGCUCACCUUAUCCUUCGAACUUCCGACCCACAGCUGAAAUGUCUGCUCACUCGAGAAGCUGUAACCCGUUUAAGAGCAGGCCAGCUCAAGUCCAUACGGCCAACCAAGGGUGAGAUCAAGAGGGAAAGAGAGAAUGGAGGUUUGGUAGAUGAGCCACCUAGAGAGGUCGAAAUUAUUGCGCCAGGAAAGACGCCUAGGCGAGGAAAGGGCGGGAGCGAGAAAUCUCGCAUUCUCAUGCUUCACGCUCUCGCCAACAUUGAGCAGUAUGCGAUCGAUCUGGCAUGGGAUAUCAUUGCCCGCUUCGCACACGUUGAGGUAAAUGGCGAAAGAUUACCUGUAGAAUUUUUCUUGGACUGGGCCAAAGUCGCAGAGGAUGAGGCGAAGCAUUAUACAUUACUGGCUAGACGACUAGUGGAAAUGGGCUCAUACUUUGGCGCUCACACAGUGCAUGCUGGCCUUUGGGAAUCUGCAACCCAAACGGCCGACUCUCUCUCCGCGCGCAUAGCGAUCAUCCAUCUUGUCGCUGAAGCUCGAGGGAUCGACAUGAACCCGCUUACAUUAGCCAAACUUCAGGCAGCCGGAGAUGUCGAGAGCUCAAAGGUACUGGAGAUCAUUCAUGCCGAUGAGAUUACCCAUGUGACUACCGGCCAUCGAUGGUUUACUUGGCUGUGCGCAAAGCAAGGGUUGGAUCCCAUCGCCACUUUCCGUUCUGAAGUCGAGGCCAACUUCCGGGGGAAAAUCAAAGGCCCCUUCAACGCUGAAGAUCGUCUUAAAGCUGGCUUAACACCUGACUUCUACGAAGAUCUCACAGGACAGCUUGGCUGGAAGGAAGAGUUGGUUAAGAGGGCAGAGAAGGCUGCAAGAGAGGCCGAGGGGGACGAGCAUCUUCAUCCGAGAUUGACAUAACAUGCGUGUAUCGUUAAUUCAUUGGCUGUCAUUCGCUGGUCAUUAGCAUGUACGAUUCUCGCCCUAUCGUAUCGUACGGUAUAUCCGAAAUCCCCGUCUUCGGUCCGUCGUAACGUAUUUCUUCCUAUGAGAUUUCAGAACUCUAAUAAGCAGAGAAUAUCCCCUACGCCGUGCAAUGCUGCCAACUCCCCCAACCAGAUAACUGAUUCGUGC